ACAUGCCUAGCAAGUUUGGACAAGCCAUCUUAAUGCCUUCACCACCCAAACCAAGCUUAUGCGUCACUCAGAUUUUUUGUUUGGUUGUUGUCCUUGUCGUUUCUAAUUGGAUAGAUUGAUGAUGGAUAGCUCUUGUUAGUUUAAUUGGCUUUUCGGUUAACGGCCAUAAAAACAUCUCCAAACUUCUCCAAAUUUUCAUCCUUAUCACUUAAUUAUUAUGAUGAUGAAGAAAACAAAAACAGUGGUAUUUACCCAAGAAAAAUUUGAUUCAUAGAUAUAAACAAAUAGGCUUCUCCGCCGCACCGGAGUUGCAGUCACCACCGCCUUUAAUUUAAAAUUUUUAAGUUUUUUUAAUCUUUUUUAUAUAUUAUUAGUAGGAUUAUUUUGUUCCACACAAACAAUAUUAAUAAAUAAAAAAAAAGAACAAAAGAAAAGCCCAGCCACGUUCUUCACCGCCUCUUUUUUUUUAAAAGAACCCAAAAUAACACUCAGUUAAAGAAACCCAGAAGAGGGAAACUUGAGUGUUUUUUGUUGGAAAGAUUUGAUUGUUUGACCAAGUUAUGGGAUCUGUUUCAAUGGACCCUGCCGUUUUGGAUGAUAUAAUAUGUCGUUUAUUGGAGUUUAAGCAAGCCAGGCCAGGGAAGCAAGUGCACCUGAUGGAAGGUGAGAUCCGUCAGCUUUGCACUGUUGCAAGAGAAAUCUUUCUUCAACAGCCUAAUCUUCUUGAACUUGAAGCUCCCAUCAAGAUCUGUGGCGACAUUCAUGGGCAGUACGCUGAUCUUCUGCGGCUUUUUGAAUAUGGGGGUUUCCCUCCUAAUGCCAAUUAUUUAUUCCUAGGGGACUAUGUUGAUCGUGGCAAGCAAAGUCUGGAAACAAUAUGCCUUUUGCUAGCCUAUAAGAUCAAAUAUCCUGAGAACUUCUUUCUUUUGAGAGGGAAUCAUGAAUGUGCUUCUAUUAAUCGGAUAUAUGGAUUUUAUGAUGAAUGCAAACGAAGGUUCAAUGUGAGACUUUGGAAAAUUUUUACUGAUUGUUUUAACUGUCUUCCAGUGGCUGCCCUAAUAGAUGACAAAAUAUUGUGCAUGCAUGGUGGCCUUUCCCCUGAUCUAACAAAUUUGGAUCAAAUUAGGAGUCUAACCCGCCCAACUGAUGUUCCAGAUUCUGGUUUGCUUUGUGAUUUACUUUGGUCAGAUCCUGGUAGGGAUAUCAAAGGCUGGGGUAUGAAUGAUCGAGGAGUGUCAUUCACCUUUGGCCCAGAUAGAGUCUCUGAUUUCUUAAUGAAAAAUGAUAUGGACCUUGUUUGCCGUGCCCAUCAGGUUGUUGAAGAUGGAUAUGAGUUCUUUGCUGACAGAAAGCUUGUUACAAUAUUUUCUGCUCCCAAUUAUUGUGGUGAAUUUGAUAAUGCUGGGGCAAUGAUGAGUGUUGAUGAAAGCUUAAUGUGCUCUUUCCAAAUUCUUAAGCCAGCAGAUAAAAGGUCCAAGUUCAUUUGAGGGACAUGAUGACUGAUGCCUCUGUUCCUAUUUUGAAUUGCCUAUUCCACUUGGGAUUCGAGAAGCAACCUUCAAAGAUUAGGAUGCUGGUGUUGGAGCUCCUUGAAGAUCUGUGAUAAGAGAUAUAACCAUUUCCUCCACCAUGUUAAGGGUACAGGUUAUCUGUUUAAAGUAUUUAUAACCAUAUGAAAUCGAAAGACAAGACGUGGUUGACACUGAGCUCAACCAAUGUUUGACACAUGGCAUCCUUUGAUUUUUUUUUUCCAUUUUUUAGUACCAAAGGCAUUUUCGAUAUUUUCUUUUA
Messenger RNA from Durio zibethinus, 1791 nucleotides. Its product is annotated as serine/threonine-protein phosphatase PP1-like. NCBI's taxonomy places the organism in Eukaryota, Viridiplantae, Streptophyta, Magnoliopsida, Malvales, Malvaceae. The record is from RefSeq and is a predicted model, not a curated record. Gene Ontology annotation, molecular function: protein serine/threonine phosphatase activity. Gene Ontology annotation, cellular component: nucleus; cytoplasm.